Messenger RNA from Globicephala melas (long-finned pilot whale), 1920 nucleotides. It is a transcript of the gene BNIP5, whose product is annotated as BCL2 interacting protein 5. Lineage: Eukaryota; Metazoa; Chordata; Mammalia; Artiodactyla; Delphinidae. The record is from RefSeq and is a predicted model, not a curated record.
AUGGAGCCGCCGCGGGGCCCAAGGAAGCCUCUGUCAGGGAGGAGAGCCAGGUCUCUGGACAGGCUGCAGAACCCCCAGAAGGAUUCAGAGUCACGGGACUGCUGGUGCAUUUCCCAGCCCACCAGCCCCUCCAGAAGGCUGCUGCGCCGGACGGCCAGCGAUGGGGCCAAAUGUCCCAAGAGCCCAGCUCAGUCUGCGGAGGCUCAGCGCACCACGGCUGCAGCCCUCAGCCCAGAGGAGACCAGGAAGUUUCUCCCCAGUGAGCAGAGGCCUCCGCAGGACACCAAGAAGGACAAGGCCCAGGGUCGGGCCCAGCAGGGGUGGCUGAAGACCAUGAUGAACUUCGUAUUUGGGAUGAGCCCUGAGGAGCCCAAGGAAAAGACCAACAAGAGGGCCAAGGGGAAGGAGGGCUUCCCCGAGCCUGCAGAAACCCCCGAGACACCGGGCGAGCCAGCUCCCAGGAAGAAAGCCCACAGCAAGAAGGCCAGCCGCAAGAAACACGGUCACAAGAAACAUGGUGCUGAGGAAACCAAGGGCAUCCGAGAUCAGGAGGCCAAAGGGCAGGAGGCCAAGAUGGCUGGUGCCUCAUGCUGCGAGGAGGCUGAUCUGGGCCCAGCAGCUGGGGGUGGAGGUGCUGGAGUCCAGAAGGUUUCUUCCCAAGCCACAGGUCGCCAGGGAGAAGAGGAGCUCGGAAAGCCUGACAAGGAUACCAUCAUCCAGAAGAUAGCGGGAUUUCUCAAAAAAGUGGGAGACCAGUGGGAAGAAGAGCAGCAUCAAGCCUCUCAGCCAGAGGUGGCUCCUCAAAACCCAGCACCAGGCUUCAGGAAGAAACCCCAAGAGAGAAAGUCUAGCCUCAAGAAAGCCUUUUCUCAUAAGAAACAUGGUUUUGAGGAGCCCAAGAGAGCACAGGCUGCAGAUGUUUCCAGCCCAGAGUCCCGGCCGCCCAAGAGGCCCAGCUUUCUGCCCCUGUGUGUUGGUGGCCAUCGACCCUCCAGCUCCAGCAGCCCAGGUGUGGAAAAACCUGAAGUCCAAGAGACUCUGUCUACAGAUGGUGGGGAUCCAAGUCCCUUCGAGCUUUCCAACCCAGCAGGAAGCCGGGGACCCGAAGAGGACCUGCAGCUGGACAGAGCCUCGGAAUUCAAGGAAUUUAUCCAGGAGAUCAUGGACCUACUCCAAGAUGCAGAGGAGCAGGGGGGAGACAAGCAACUUCAAGUCCAGGAGGCACAAGUGGCUGUAGGAAACCUGGCCCCAACCUCCAGAAAGAAAUCACAAGAGAAAAAGUCCAGUUUCAGAAAAGCCUUUUCUCAUAAGAAACAUGGCUUGAAGGAGCCCAAGAGAGGGGCUGCUGCAGGUGCUGCCAGUCCAGAGUCCCGGCCGUCAAAGAGGCCCAGCUUUCUGCCCCUGUGUGUUGGUGGCCAUCGACACUCUAUCUCCAGCAACCCUGAUCCGGAGGAUGUGGAGUUCCAGGAGUCCUCGCCUGCAGAAGGGGGGCCAGUUGGAUCCUCAGAAGCACCCUCCCAGGCCAGAAGCCACAAGCCAGAAGCAGGACCUCAGCCACAUGGAGCAAAUGAAUCUAAGGAGCUGAUCAUCCAGAAGCUGGUGGCCCUUCUCCAAGAAGUGGAUGGCCAGUUGGGGGAGCAGUUCAGGCAACACCCCAGCUUUAAGAAGUUUUUCUACAAGCUCCCAGACUCUUCCCUCAGAAAGCUCGUAGCCACCCUGCGCCCCCAGGAGGCCCACUCCACGGAGCCCAAGAGACCCUACCCGUUUGUCUUUGGCUUGGCUAACAAACGUGCUGGCAGCAAUCACCAAGCCGUCCUCAGCCUCACGGGCCUACACUACAGGCGACCGAGUUUCAGCCAGUUCCCAUACAGGGAGGACCAGCAGAAUGACACAAAUCCUCAGAGCCAGAGUCCAGAUUGA